AUGAAUCGCACGCUGGUCGAGUGUGCGCGUUGCAUGAUGGAACACGCUGGACUGGGAAAGAGCUACUGGGGUGAAGCAGUGAUGACGGCGAUGUUUCUUCGAAACCGCUGUCCAACACGUGUCAUUCACCAAGACAAGUCUCCAUAUCAAGUGUGGACGAUGAAGAAACCGAUUCUGGCCAACCUUAAAGUGUUUGGAUGCCACGCGUAUGUUCAAGUGCCUCAAGACAAACGCGCGAAGUUCGACUCCAAGUCAUCACUCUGUCGUUUCCUGGGAUACGCCGAACACCAGAAGUCAUAUCGAUUUGAGGAAGUGUCAACAGGAGCGAUCAAGAUCAGUCGCGAUGCCACAUUCAUGGAAGACAAGUUUGAUGAAGGUCCGCGCAACUACAACGAUGAGUCAAGUGUCGUUGAGUUUGAUGAUCAUGACGAGGACGAAGAAAAAGAAGAAGGUAAAACUGACGACGACAUGGACUCGAGCGACGAUGACAACGAAGACACCAGGUCUUCGAAGAGCAACAUCAAGAGACACACGCGCACUCAAUCACUUGAGAAAGCUACCGUCAUUCAAGUCCCAAGCGAAGAACAUACAGAGGUCCGUCGCUUGAGCAUGUGUCAGCGGCUGCAAUGGAUUUUGAAGCAGCCUGCAUCGUUGAUUCAGUGGGGGAUGAUGAACUUUAGACUUCUUGGUCCGAGUGCAAAACGCAAAGUGAAUAUAUAUUUAUAA
Peronospora matthiolae is the source of this 726-nucleotide messenger RNA. The record is from the annotation of a GenBank genome assembly. NCBI's taxonomy places the organism in Eukaryota, Oomycota, Peronosporomycetes, Peronosporales, Peronosporaceae.